ACACCCGCUUGUACGUGAUCGCCAUCAUGAUGGCUAGCCUUCACAGGGCAGAGGAGCCAAGCAAUGUCAAGCCAUGAGGCCUCGAGCUCAGACGUUCUCGCCGAAGAUCACGGAGAAGUGCGCGAGGGAUCAUGACAUUAUGUACAUAUAGUCUGAUCCCAUUGUAAAUCGCGCUCUUGCUCUUCCCUGACGGUCUUCCCACAUUUCUUCCCCAGAUCUCAUCCUUUCUCUGUGUUUUCAUCGCAGUUCCUUUCCUUUCUGGUUUGCGUCUGUUCUCUUCUUCUGCUGUCGUUCCUUACUCUGUUCGUCUGCUGGUCAGUACACACUUUUGAGCAGUCUUUUACGUUCUUUAUAAUUUUUAAUUUGUUUACGGAUCCUGGCUGGACCUACUUAAUUCGAUACUCACGACGUUUUCGAGUGGAGAGGUUGAAGGUCACGGAAAAUGAAGCAGUCUCACUUCCUCGCAGCUUUGGCUGUAGUGUUCAGCACCGGAAUCUUUGCUAGUCCGAUGCCCCAACGAGAUCAAGGCUCCCGAGUUGCUAGUAACGACAAUGUUAACAGUAACGCCAACAACGAUAAUAACUCAACAGCGGCAUCUUCGGAUGGAGGACAGCUUCAGCAGCUCCCGAAUGGCAACGAAGGCAAGGGAUCCAACGCGAAAUCACAAGCGCAGGCCGAGUCCGGUUCUGGAUCCGGAGGAGCACCUGCGGGAGGGCUUAUACAAAUCCCGGGAGCACAAGUGACAUCUGGACAAUUAGUCGCUCUUCCUGGAGGGGGGGAAACCAGCUCUGUUUCCCAAGCUGCUGCCGUCGAGACUCAGAGCUCGGCCGCCGGUGGUAACAAGGUCGGCAGUACGAGCAGCGCGGCACUUAAAUCAAUAGGAGUUCAGACGAGUGCGAGCGCAGCUGUCGCGGUCCAGAGUACAUCUAGUAUCGCCGCACUUGAGACAUCGAAGGCUAUUGCCGCAGCGACGUCGGUCAGCUCAGUAGCCGCCGCUGAAAGCAUCCAAAGCUUCCAGCAAAUCGCUCCGGCUGCAUCUUCCUCGGUAGCCGCCAACAUCGGUGUCUUGGUGAACUCAAGCGCCUCAGCUACUGCUACUAGUACACCCUUAGUCCAAGGCUUCCAGACUAUCAGCGCGGGUGCUGCUAAUGCAGUGGCUUCUUCAGCUGUUGCUAAUGUGUCGACACCCGCCGUCGCGGCCGUCACUCCAGGUGCUGUGGCGACUUCGCAACUCGCUGGUUUCUCUAAUGGUACGGCUGCCACCGCCACGGGCGCAGGUGCAGCCAUAGCUGUAGGCUCCGAAUCAUCCGCUGCACUCGCUGCACUACCUACCGGCGCCGCUGAAGCUUCUGGCUCUUUACAAGCCCUUCCAAAUGCUGGCGGCGCAGAAGCGACCGGAAGUUCGCAGUCUGUACCCGCAGCUGGAAACGCUGAAGCCACGGGUACUCUGCAAUCUCUACCCGGUGCCUCCGGCGAAGUUGCCGCAUCGGAGUCCCUGCAGACCCUUCCUACUUCUGGUGUUUCUAGCGGUGAGUCUUCAAGCUCUAACUCGAACUCGAACUCCGGCUCUGGCUCUGGCUCCGAAGCAAGUGGUGCAGUCGCAUCGGGUAGUUCAACCAACGCCCAGGCUCUCCCCGCCGAGACAGCAAGUGGUUUACAGCAGAUCCCUAGUGCACAAGCGACUACAGGUUCACUUGAUUCACUUCCAUCGGGCGUCGCGAGCGCUACGGGAGCUGUGUCGCCGUCGGCUAGUGCGGCGUCGAAUGGGACGUUCCCGGCGAUUAAUAUUAGUGCUGGAGUGGCGCGGACGGUUGAUAUGAUGGGUACGGUGGUGGGUGCGGGGUUGGUUGGGGUGUUGACGUUGUUGGUACUGUGAAGAGAUGGACGUUGGGCUGAGCAAGGCUGGGUAUUGAGAUAUGUAUCCGAAUUAUUCGCUACUUAGAUACUGCCAGGGCGGGUGGUUACUUAGCCAACCUGAACCGCGAAGAAAAAUGUAACGUUUUUAAACAGACAAAACCA
Molecule: messenger RNA, 2019 nt
Organism: Hypoxylon trugodes
Lineage: Eukaryota; Fungi; Ascomycota; Sordariomycetes; Xylariales; Hypoxylaceae
Exons: 2
Coding region: 443-1876 (477 amino acids)
Source: RefSeq, a predicted model, not a curated record